AUGAAUCUCCUCCCUACAUCUCAGUCUCGGCGUACUCCUACGGCGUCGGUGUCACCGAUAUCCCUCCCGGAUGAACUGAUUGCGGAAGUACUCUCAUGUCUUACCGUAAGGCCACUGAUGCGAAUGAGAGGAACAAUUAGUUGGUUCAUGCAAUGGAUUGCUAUGUUUGGUAGCCUAUUCUCGCGUUUAUCGGAAUAUUCAGAGUUGGUUUCGCUUUUGGAAUCCGGCCACCGGGAAAAUAUCACAAAGGUGUUGGCUUUAAUGCACACUAAAGUUAGAGUGUUCAGCUUGCAAGACAACGCUUGGAGUAUUAUUCAAAAUCCUCCUAUGCCUCGUAUUUGCUCGAUGAAUGCUGUGUAUCUGAGUGGUAGUGUUAAUUGGUUGGCAUGUCAUGGAGUCUCAAUUAGAUAUCCGCAGUUUGUGAUUGUUUCAUUUGAUUUGGGGGCAGAGACACAUACUCAAUUUCAGUCUCCUCCAGGUUUUGAUCAACUGCCAUCUGUUCAUGCACCAAAUCUAACUGUGUUAAAAGACUGUCUUUGUUUUUGUCACGAUUUCAAACAAACUCAUUUUGUUAUAUGGCUAAUGAACAAAAUUGGAGUGGAAGAUUCUUGGACUCAAUUUUUCAAAAUUAGUUAUCAUAAUCUUCAAAUAGAUCCAUUUGAAGAUUUAGUAUCUUUUUUAAUUCCAAUAUGUGUCUCGGAGAAGAAUGAUACACUAUUAUUGGCAAACGAAGAUAGAAAAGUAACGAUUCUCUAUAACUGGAGAGAGAAUAGAAUAGCCCUUGGCCCUUGGUGGUGCACUCGCUUGAAUUAUGUUGAAAGCUUGGUAUCUCAUUGUUGA
Molecule: messenger RNA, 840 nt
Organism: Vicia faba (fava bean)
Lineage: Eukaryota; Viridiplantae; Streptophyta; Magnoliopsida; Fabales; Fabaceae
Source: the annotation of a GenBank genome assembly